This is a messenger RNA of Chilo suppressalis (striped riceborer), 1948 nucleotides long. The record is from the annotation of a GenBank genome assembly. NCBI's taxonomy places the organism in Eukaryota, Metazoa, Arthropoda, Insecta, Lepidoptera, Crambidae.
GUCGCGUUCGCGGUUUCGUACUACGACGAACGGUGACGUCCAAGGAAUAUUUCCCUGGCUGUUUGAACCAUUAAUCUGCAGCCCGCACUUUGGUUUUUCGAAGAAAUCCCACGGGACGUUACGCGCGCGUUUUGACAGUUCUAUAUAUAUUUUUUAAUAGUUCCGCGAUUUAGUGCAAAAAGUUUGUGGUGUUGAGUGACAGUUUUUUAUGGGUGUUUGAGAAAAAGAGUUUGACUAUGGCGGAUUUUACCGGGAUUUUCUCAUGAUUCCCCCUCUAUUUCAGAUGGCGUGACGCGAGUUUGCCAAGAUGGCGGCGGUGUCGACUUCCGUGCACCUAGAUUCCAGGAUCAAAAUCCAAGACCACAGCGACGAAGAACCGUACUCCCCCAAUACCAGAGACACGACGAGUCCCGAUUACCAUGAAGAUGAAAAGCAGGAGGAGAGACCCAUGCAUACAUCCUCUUUCUCAAUUCACAACGUUCUAAAGAAAGAAAGAGACACGAACAGUCCAGAGAAUGUGUUCUCGACUGAAAAGCUGUUGCAGAGCACGCCCAACUUCGACGAUCACCACGAAAGUUCUAGAAAUUCCGAUAGUGUCAGUCCCCGGAUAGACGAUGACGAGAAUCACACGAACGAAUCUAGGCCAGAAAUAAGCGUAGAUGAUGAGAAUUCUUGUUGCAGCGAUGACACAGUUCUGUCAGUCGGCAACGAAGCGCCAGUGAGUUAUGAAUCUAGCGAAAAGAGUCCUGAUACCACCCAAGGUCUCACUUCAUUCAAACAUAUACAAACUCAUUUGAAUGCAAUAUCCCAGUUGAGCCAAAACUUAAACAUGAACCAGCCUUUACUCCUUAGACCUAGUCCUAUCACGCCAAACCCAUUAAUGUUCCUAAACCAACCUAUUUUGUUUCAAAACCCCUUGUUGAACCAAGUGGACUUGAAGUCAGGCAUCAACGGACUGAAUAGGAUGCCGUUGCCGCAGAACAAUAUAAACUUAGCAGCGCAGCAUUACGGUCUGAAUUUUGGUGUACGGAAAAACGGGACACAAGAACUUCGCAACACUAGGACGGACGAGAACAGACGAUUGAACUACGCGAGUCCUAAAUCACCGAGCGACGAAUCUGGGAGGGAUUUCAUGAAUCAGAGUUGUUUAAAGUUUAGCAUAGACAAUAUAUUGAAGGCCGAUUUCGGUAGGAGAAUAACUGACCCUCUUACUAAACGGAAGAGUUUGAAGGCGAGACAUUAUGAGGCUAAGACUGUACCCGUGAAGGAAACUGUACCGGUGCCAACGAAACCUGACAAUUUGGAAUCUAGAGUACCCGAAGUGAAACCGGGCGAGAAAGCGGGUGCUAUUGAUCUAUCUAAGAAUGAAGACAGCAGUAGCAAUCAGGGUUCCACGACGAGUACAACUACGGGCGAAGGCGGGCCGAUGGUGUGGCCCGCGUGGGUGUACUGUACUAGGUACAGUGAUAGGCCCAGUUCCGGACGAAGUAAGUACGGGAGCGGCUCACGGGAUUCACGUCCAAGGACUAGAAGACCAAAGAAACCACCCGGGGAUGGCAACCCAAAUGACGAGAAAAGACCAAGAACCGCCUUCUCUGGACCGCAGCUUGCAAGAUUAAAGCACGAGUUCGCUGAGAACCGCUACCUAACGGAGCGGCGGCGGCAGGCGCUCGCCGCGGAGCUGGGACUGGCGGAGGCGCAGAUCAAGAUCUGGUUCCAGAACAAGCGCGCCAAGAUCAAGAAGGCGUCUGGCCAAAGGAACCCGCUGGCCCUACAGCUGAUGGCGCAAGGACUUUACAACCAUAGCACUGUCCCAUUGACGAAAGAAGAAGAGGAACUCGAAAUGAAAGCGCGGGAAAGAGAGCAGCAGAAUAGACGCUGAACUCCUACAAAUAACGUACAAUCAAAAGAAGGUGUAUAUAUAAAGAAGUUGGUAAAAUACAGGAGA